AUGACUACAAUCAGCUACAGAAUAAUUACGAGACUCGACGAUAGACGGAGGUCGAGAUGGUCGACUACGCGAGUUGAAGUAAGUGAAGAUGAUGUGCAGGUUCUGCAGCUGACUGCAGCCUCAGUUACAGCGUCAGCCACAGCCAUCUGGCGGCCCUACCAGCAGCCAGCAGCAUCGAACUGCAGCUUUGCCACUGCGAAGAAGAAGAAAAGACACCGCAGAUGCAGGAGAAGAAGCAAAAAAAAAAAAAACAAGAGGCAGAAGAAGAAAGGAAAAGAAAAAAAAAAAAGAGGAGCGGAAAGCCACCCCGUCUGCUGGUACAAUCCCUCUGCACGACUCGCUUGCCAUGGAACAGACCCCGGCUGGCUGAAGGAGGAGGAAGAACGAAGCCCGCCCAACCUGCUCUGGCUCGAGCUGUUUGUCCGGUUCAGCUGGAAAGCGGACGGGUUGGUCCAGUGGCAGCUCGUCUCAUCCGCACUCGCCCUCGGUUUCAGCAUCGGCCCUGUCUGUCUGGCCAAAGGAGAAAAAGGCAAAACAGGCAGGGCACAAAAGGCAAAGCACAGCAAGGUGCAGAGUGGAGGCGGGCCGGUCCAGCCAGAGAACGAUAGGGAAAAAAAAGGGCGAAAGAAACGAGAGCGAAGAAAAGGGAAGGAAGGAAAAAAAGGAAAAAGGACGAAGAAUAAGAAUAAUGAUUAUGAUUAUGAUCAUUAA
Messenger RNA from Trichophyton verrucosum HKI 0517, 711 nucleotides. RefSeq lists its product as uncharacterized. NCBI's taxonomy places the organism in Eukaryota, Fungi, Ascomycota, Eurotiomycetes, Onygenales, Arthrodermataceae. Bases 1 to 711 code for a protein of 236 amino acids. The record is from RefSeq and is a predicted model, not a curated record. The transcript has 3 exons.